Molecule: messenger RNA, 592 nt
Organism: Onychostoma macrolepis
Lineage: Eukaryota; Metazoa; Chordata; Actinopteri; Cypriniformes; Cyprinidae
Exons: 3
Coding region: 73-372 (99 amino acids)
Source: RefSeq, a predicted model, not a curated record
AAAGUGUAUCAGUCCACAAGUUGAGUCCAUUUACAGAGUGAGAAACUUCAGCAGUCAUCUUUUUGGUAAGAAAUGAAGCCGUUUUGCGCUGUUUGUAUCCUGUUGCUUCUUACUCAUGAUCUUGCUCUCUUAUCAUCCAAAGGAAUGGCAUUGAAGUGUAACCUGUGUGUUUCCAAAGGGAAUGGGGACCCCUGCACUCCAUCAGUGCAGACAUGUCUUUCCCACAUGACGGCCUGUGGAAACAUCACAUUUAGAGCUGGUUUAACGGCUCCUCCUUCUAUCCGUUCCUGUAUAAGCAUGUCGGCCUGCUGGAGCUAUUUGCUCGCUCGAGAAGUGAAGGCUGUGUGCUGCAGGACUGACCUCUGCAACUGAGCCAACAAACAUGUAAUCAGUGCCAUUAAAGACUUACGCUUUAGCUGAAUUCUACCUUUCUGUAACCUUGGCAGUGUGAUUAUACGAAAUUGUACUGAACGCUUAAAGGCUCAGCAGGCAAAUGUAACAACGAAUUGCAACAAAAAUGUUACAAACAGUAAUGAUGAAUAACUUUUUGCAAGCAACAAUAAAAGCAGUCAAGAAGUGUCUAUAUUGUGUU